This is a messenger RNA of Oncorhynchus tshawytscha (Chinook salmon), 996 nucleotides long. RefSeq lists its product as uncharacterized. Gene Ontology annotation, cellular component: extracellular region. Gene Ontology annotation, biological process: regulation of systemic arterial blood pressure by endothelin; regulation of vasoconstriction; intracellular calcium ion homeostasis. Gene Ontology annotation, molecular function: endothelin B receptor binding; hormone activity. The coding region runs from base 235 to 996 and encodes 253 amino acids. The record is from RefSeq and is a predicted model, not a curated record. NCBI's taxonomy places the organism in Eukaryota, Metazoa, Chordata, Actinopteri, Salmoniformes, Salmonidae. The transcript is spliced from 5 exons.
CCACUGCACUGCGCUCUAAAGCCUACUGGACAUCUUUGAACGGAUUUUUAGCAGACAGCAACAAUGCGGGUCUCUGCAGGAACAUAGCAGUCUGGAACCCAGCAGGAUUCCCAACAUUCUACUCACUAUGGGAUUCUAUGUAGUCUGAUCUUUAUUUUUUACUUUUGAAUAUUUUAUUCAUAAUUUUUUUUGUGUGCUCUUUUUGUUCCUGUUUUUUUUUAUAUCUGAUGUGGUAUGGCUAAUGUUUCUCUGAUGGAUCUGGGAGUUCUACUUUUAAUUGGACUAGCAGCUGUCUUUGCAAAUGGUUCUUCGGCCCCCAGUAAAGAUGUUGUCGAGAGGGAAGAGUUGGAGACCACUGAGAUGAACUUGGUCUCCAGAUCAACCACAGUGGGUGGGGCCAGCAGUGUGGGUGUGGCCAGCGCUGUAGGUGUGGCCAGCGCUGUAGGUGGGGCCAGCAGCAAUGGGUCCCAGAACAUCACUGAGGCGCGGCGUAGAGACAAGCGCUGCACGUGUUACAGCUACAGAGACAAGGAGUGUGUCUACUACUGUCACCUGGACAUCAUCUGGAUCAACACACCAGAGCGUACAGUGCCGUACGGUAUGUCCAGCUACAGAAGCUCCCAGCGUGUACGUCGCUUCAGUGAGAGGAGGAGGAGGAGGAGAUCUGUGCUCCUCUACUACUCCUGGUGUGGCUCUGUGCUCCUCUACUACUCCUGGUGUGGCUCUGUGCUCCUCUACUACUCCUGGUGUGGCUCUGUGCUCCUCUACUACUCCUGGUGUGGCUCUGUGCUCCUCUACUACUCCUGGUAUCUGUGCUCCUCUACUACUCCUGGUGUAGAUCUGUGCUCCUCUAUGACUCCUGGUGUAGAUCUGUGCUCCUCUACUACUCCUGGUGUGGCUCUGUGCUCCUCUACUACUCCUGGUGUGGCUCUGUGCUCCUCUACUACUCCUGGUGUGGCUCUGUGCUCCUCUACUACUCCUGGUGUAGAUCUGUGA